Molecule: messenger RNA, 4022 nt
Organism: Myodes glareolus (Bank vole)
Lineage: Eukaryota; Metazoa; Chordata; Mammalia; Rodentia; Cricetidae
Source: RefSeq, a predicted model, not a curated record
AGUGGGCGGGGCGGCGGAACCCACGGCGUACUCGCAGCCUCCCAGUCGGGUUGCGGCCGAGGCCGGUCCUGGCUUUGUAGCUCUCUCAAGAUGGCGGCGCAGUCACCCAGCGGGAUCCGCCUCAGCGCGCUUUGCCCGAAGUUUUUACAUACAAAUUCUACUAGUCAUACUUGGCCAUUCAGUGCAGUUGCUGAAUUAAUAGAUAAUGCUUAUGAUCCUGAUGUGAAUGCUAAACAGAUCUGGAUUGAUAAAACAGUGAUUAAUGACCGUAUAUGCUUGACAUUCACUGAUAAUGGGAAUGGGAUGACUGCAGAUAAGCUACAUAAAAUGCUAAGCUUUGGCUUCAGUGACAAAGUCACCAUGAAUGGUCAUGUCCCAGUUGGAUUGUAUGGGAAUGGCUUCAAGUCAGGUUCUAUGAGACUGGGCAAAGAUGCAAUAGUUUUUACCAAAAAUGGAGAAACCAUGAGUGUGGGAUUCUUGUCUCAGACCUACUUGGAAGUUAUAAAGGCGGAACAUGUUGUUGUCCCUAUCGUGACAUUCAACAAACACCGUCAGAUGAUUAAUUUAGCAGAAUCAAAAGCAAGCCUAGCAGCAAUUCUGGAACAUUCUCUCUUUUCUACGGAACAGAAAUUACUGGCAGAACUUGAUGCUAUUAUGGGUAAGAAGGGGACAAGGAUCAUCAUUUGGAAUCUUAGAAGUUACAAAAAUGCAACAGAAUUUGAUUUUGAAAAGGAUAAAUAUGACAUCAGAAUUCCUGAGGAUUUAGAUGAGGCUGCAGGGAAGAAAGGAUACAAGAAACAAGAAAGGAUGGACCAGAUUGCCCCUGAGAGUGACUACUCCUUAAGGGCUUAUUGCAGUAUUUUAUAUUUGAAGCCAAGAAUGCAGAUCAUCCUACGUGGACAAAAAGUGAAGACACAGCUGGUUUCCAAGAGUCUUGCCUACAUUGAACGGGAUGUAUACCGGCCUAAAUUCCUAACUAGAACAGUGAGAAUUACUUUUGGAUUCAACUGCAGAAAUAAAGAGCACUAUGGAAUCAUGAUGUAUCACAAAAAUAGACUCAUCAAAGCUUAUGAAAAAGUGGGAUGCCAGUUAAAGGCAAACAACAUGGGUGUUGGAGUGGUUGGAAUUAUAGAAUGUAAUUUCCUUAAGCCAACUCAUAAUAAGCAAGAUUUUGACUACACUAAUGAGUACAGGCUUACAAUACUAGCAUUAGGAGAAAAGCUGAAUGAUUACUGGAAUGAAAUGAAAGUGAAAAAACAUGCAGAAUACCCCCUCAAUUUGCCAGUCGAAGACAUACAGAAGCGCCCUGAUCAGACAUGGGUUCAGUGUGAUGCCUGUCUAAAAUGGCGAAAAUUACCAGACGGAAUAGAUCAGCUUCCAGAGAAAUGGUAUUGCUACAAUAACCCUGACCCACAGUUCAGAAAUUGUGAAGUUCCAGAAGAACCUGAAGAUGAGGAUUUGGUACAUCCCACUUAUGAAAAAACUUACAAAAAGACCAGCAAGGAGAAAUACAAGAUCAGACAACUGGAAAUGAUCUCUCCGAUUAAUCCUGAGUUAUUGUUUUCAACAAAUGUUCCAAGUCAGAGCUUUUCUCCUGUGAAGGAAAGUGUUUCGAGACCACAUCUUUCAGAAGUCGGGAGCUCCUUUGCAACAAGGCUUAUAAGUAAUCUUGUUUCACCUCAGUCUGAGCCUGAAAACAGCCUGAAACGGAGACUCGGUCCUCGUUCCUCAAUUCUAAAUGUGAAGACACGGAGAUUAAAUAAUCCUCCAUUUGAAAAUUCACCUUAUAGAAAUGAUGAUGAUGAAGAUGUCAUCAUUUUAGAAGAAAAUAGCACCCCCAAACCUUCAGUAGAUCACGAUAUUGAAGUCAAAUCAGAACAGAGCCACGCUGAACAAAGUGGUGUUCAGAUUGAACUUGUUGGCAGUCCUGAAACUUGUGCCCAGGCCAGUUCAACAAGCACCUCCACCUCCAGGUGUGAGCAGGGCACUACUGCCUCCACUCAGACUGAAGUCCCGGGCUUAGUUGUUAAAAAGGAAGAAAGUGUUGAAGAUGAGGUGGGUGUAGCGAACGACAGAGUGGUGCUGCCCUCCUGUGUAAAUGCCGGAGCAGAGGUUCAGGAAACCUCAGAUAGGUCAGCAGAUGAUGCUGGCCGUCAGCUGCAGGAACUGAGAAGUGAGCUGCUUUCAGUCACACAGGAAAGAGAUGAUUACAAGAGACAGUGUCACAUGUAUACUGAUGAGAUAAAAGUCUUACAGCAGAGGAUACUAGAGAUGAACGACAAAUGCAUGAAGAAGGAGACUUGCCAUCAAUCUACUGAGACCGACGCUGUGUUCUUACUUGAAAGCAUUAAUGGUAAAUCUGAAAGCCCAGACCAUGGAGGAUCUCAGUAUCAGCAAGCCUUGGAUGAGAUAGAAAGGCUGAAGAAACAGUGCAGCGCUCUGCAGCAAGUGAAGACUGAAUGCAGCCAGUGUUCCACUAGUGAGAGUAAAAGCGAGAUGGACGAGAUGGCUGUGCAGCUUGAUGACGUGUUUAGACAGCUGGACAAGUGCAUUGUGGAGCGGGACCAGUAUAAAAGUGAGGUUCAUUUAUUGGAAAUAGAGAAAUCCCAUGUCCGUUCUCAGUGUGAAGAACUCAAAACUGAGAUUGAACUGUUGAAGUCUACAAGUCAGCAGGCAGGAGCAGAUGUUUCAACCUCAAGCAAUGCCGAGGAAUCCAGCAGUUGUGUGGAUGGGGAAAGCCUCAAACUUCGUUCUCUUCGAGUCAACGUAGGACAGCUGCUAGCUAUGAUUGUGCCUGAUCUGGAUCUUCAGCAAGUCAAUUACGAUGUUGAUGUCGUGGAUGAGAUUCUAGGGCAGGUGGUGGAGCAGAUGAGCGAGAUCAGCAGUACUUAAUUAAGGUGCAGACGUGGGUGGGGCUUCUGCUCAGUCUGGUGCAGCUUCACGGCCGCAGACUGAAGAGCCACAUCUCCACUGUAUUCUAUGCAUUCUCGUGUCACAGGUUCUGUGGACACUUUUGAAAUAACCUGUGACUGGCUGGUAUCGAGCAGCUUAAUGGCUACCUUAGCUUCUGUUCGGAAUAUAAAUAUUUGUAUUGAGCCCACACAUAUUUUUUUAUUGCCCUAGAGACUGGUGUUUUUCACCACAAGGUUUUCAGGUUGUUCCUACGGUUUGUGCAAUUUUUCUGGCUCCCUAAAAUGUAUUUUUCUCAAAAUUGAGGGCUGUGCCAUAAUGUAAAUGGAUACGUUGUUACUGUCGGUUCUUUAAAUGAGCAUACUGUGGUGGCCUCCUGAUGAGGUCUGCGUCUGUGGGAACUGAAGUAGUGCUUUCUCGGGAAACUCCUGUCUCUGAAUAACUCGCUCGUGGGGAGAGGAAAGCCAAAGCUAGCUUCAUUUUGCCUGGCUUUUUCUUGAGCUGAGAUUGCUAGUCAUUAAGUAAAAAGUAUUUUCCAGGACAAAGGAAAGAUCUUUAAAGUGUUAAAAAUAUCCAGUGACAACCAUGUUUACUUAAGCCCAUUUUUGGCUGUUGAUUCAGCAUAAAGUGGGUGCAAUAAUUAUUUGAGAUUUCUUUUUGUGAAAUUUCCUGUAUAGCCUGUGUAGGAUUACUGCAGGUCAAUGUGAGCUGAGAAGGCGGUCUUUCUCAAACAGCACUGCAUAUCUUUUACUCUAUUAUGAAUGUAAGUGUUUUUAUCCUGGAGUUAAUCACAAACGAGCCUGGGAUUAUAGUGUCACAUGCCGUAAAAUAUGCUUUUAAUGGUCUCAAGUUUUGUGCAAUCUGAAAAGAGGAGAUGGCCUUUUAUUACAUAUGUAACUGUAUAUAAUUAAGAAUCAUAUUUUCCACAACUAAAAUGUGUUAUUUUUUUCCAAAGUUUUAUUAUUGCUAUUUAUUUUAAGUUUUGUUUCUGAAAAUUUAGUACAUAUUCAUUUUGUGUAUGUGAUUAGUUAUAUACGUCUGUUGUAUACAGCAUUGAGUUUUUAUGUAUAUUACCUUCUGGAAAUUGCAAAUAAAUGAAGUUUUUGUUUUUA